This is a messenger RNA of Delphinapterus leucas (beluga whale), 2390 nucleotides long. It is a transcript of the gene IRAG2, whose product is annotated as inositol 1,4,5-triphosphate receptor associated 2. NCBI's taxonomy places the organism in Eukaryota, Metazoa, Chordata, Mammalia, Artiodactyla, Monodontidae. The record is from RefSeq and is a predicted model, not a curated record. Gene Ontology annotation, cellular component: endoplasmic reticulum membrane.
UUAACUGUCGGUAUCCAGGUGGAGGAUGGAGAUCAGGCAGCCCACUCUGCCAGGGAAAAAGCUAAGCCUUUGCUGCGUAAAUUAGAGGAAGCAAUUUCGGAUCAACGAAAUCUCCAGACUAUAAAUACUGAGUUAGUGAACACUUGCCAGACACUUGAGCAGAAGACAAGAAAACCGAAAACAACAAUUGAGUCACUAAGAAAGAAGUUAAUUAAAGGACAACUCCAUGGCUUGCUGUUUCAGAGCGGUUUAGAUGAGGAAUUUCCUCACUACGAUCCCUUGUCCUGCACAGAUAGAAUUCAUCAACCUCUCCAGGAACAGUUGAAGCAGUGUUGCCAUAAACGAUAUAGUGGUCAAGAAGCAAGAAUACAUCAGCUACCCCUGACCUUCAAACAUACAUGCUGGUACACACCUCUGCUGGACGCCUUGUAUCUGGAUAGUCUUACAGCAAUUUCAAGACUAGAAUUGACACCUUUCUCAUGUGUAGCCAACCGAAUCCAUGCUUCAUGUGAAAGGCCCAAAUAUGGAGAAGUAGAGGAUGGUGCUUUGGAUGUGACUGGAAGGCACAAGUGUCCAGACCCUACAGGUGGUCCCCACCCAGGAACAGAUCUUUCAGGUUGCAUCAGGAUGAAUAAUGACCUAAGUAUGGAAGAGAAUGGUGUUGAACGCUUAUAUUCUGAGAGCCUGCCACAGUCCAGGGAAUAUUCCACCCUACCAUCUCCUGGACACACUUCAUCCACAGAGAGUACUGUAACUUCAAGUGAUUCUGGAUCAGAAAUUUUGCAUAUGGCUUCUGGUGUCAUUGAUUGUAAACCACUCUGUGAGAAAGAGGAGGAUAAAAGAUCAACUUCUGCUGUGAAGAAGAUCAAAGGUGGAAGUCCAGCUCCUGAAAAUAUUGCACUCCAAGGCUCUGUGAAUGAAGAAAAAAUCAUGUCAAAUCAGGAAGCCAAAGGGGAACCAGAAACAAUAAAUGAGCACAGAAAAGAAUGUGUGGCAGGAGGCGCUGCUGUUUCCUCUCUUCCUGUGAAGUCAGUUAACUUUAGACAAAGUGACAACACUUCUGCUAAUGAGAAGGAGGUGGAGGCCGAAUUUCUCAGGUUAUCUUUGGGAUUUAAAUGCGACUGGUUCACCUUGGAGAAAAGAGUGAAGCUUGAAGAAAGAUCCCGUGACUUGGCAGAAGAAAAUUUGAAGAAAGAAAUUACUAACUGUUUAAAACUGUUAGAGUCUUUAACACCUCUUUGUGAAGAUGACAGCCAAGCCCAGGAAAUCAUUAAGAAGCUGGAGAAAAGUGUAACAUUCCUCAGUCAGUGCACAGCUCGAGUGGCCAGUAGGGCUGAGAUGUUGGGAGCCAUUAAUCAGGAAAGCCGGGUUAGUAAAGCCGUCGAAGUGAUGAUUCAGCAUGUAGAAAAUCUGAAGAGAAUGUAUGCCAAAGAACACGCUGAAUUAGAAGAACUAAAACAGGUUCUUUUGCAAAAUGAAAGGACUUUUAACCCUCUUGAAGAUGAAGGUGACUGCCAAAUUAAAAAACGUUCAGCUUCUCUAAACUCUAAGCCGUCUUCUCUUCGAAGAGUGACCAUUGCCUCUUUGCCCAGAAAUACUGGAAAUGCAGGAAUGGUGGCUGGGAUGGAAAAUAAUGACCGAUUCAGUAGGAGGUCAAGCAGUUGGCGUAUUUUGGGGUCAAAGCAGAGUGAACACCGUCCCUCAUUACAUCGAUUUAUUAGCACCUAUUCCUGGGCAGAUGCUGAAGAAGAAAAAUGUGAACUAAAAACUAAAGAUGACUCAGAACCACCUGAAGAAGAAACAGUAGAAAGGACAAGAAAGCCAAGUCUUUCUGAAAAGAAAAAUAAUCCAUCAAAAUGGGAUGUCUUUUCAACUUAUAACACAAUAGCUUCCUGGGCAACAAAUCUCAAGACUUCCAUCAGAGAGGCCAGCAAGGCGCUCUGGCUUUCUGUCGCGUUCAUUGUACUAUUUGCGGCAUUGAUGAGCUUCUUCACAGGCCGAUUUUUCCAGAAGUCUGUGGAUGCUGCUCCCACACAGGACGGGGACUCCUGGAUGUCUCUAGAACAUAUCUUGUGGCCAUUUACCAGACUCCAACACAAUGGGCCACCGCCAGUGUGACUGCAGCACAUCCUAAUGUGCUAAUGCUAAUAUUGAUUUUUAAAGUUUCAGUAUCUGAACUUUGUAAAUUAGUAGCUUUUAGCUGGGAAAUUAUAGCAUGGAACCAGAGGUUCUCAGAAUGACUGUAAGAUAUUUUAUAUUCCCUCUCUUUGUGAUUACCUUCCUAACUAAAAUACAAUGGGGAGGAAGCCUAUGAUUUUUUUUAAUGAGCUUUUUGAGGAGGAGCUAUUAUUGUUUGUUAAAAUUUAUUGAAAUAAAUAAAUUUUCAUACA